GGAUAAAGCUGUGAUCAUGUCAAAGCUCCGGUCUCGCUAUGCAAUGCGAUGACACAAUUACCCCCAAGUAUCCUGUCCAGCUUAGUAAAACUCAAGUGGCCCCUUGGCAUCCUGGAGAACUCUGGACUAUGAAGCAAGCUGGACAAAGAUUAGUGUGCAAAUGAUGCAAGUCGUGCUCUGAAGCCAACUGAACAAAGCGCAUAAUCAGGUGUGCCAUGUGGUAGUGUGGGCUGCGAAGAAGGCUCAGUUUGCAGCUUGCAUGGCAUCCUCUAGGAGCCGACCAGCAGAGUUAUUUCAGAUGGUAAGGCCUCUUUUAAAGAAGCUGCUGCUUUUUUGGAGUUUUGGAGUAGCCCGGAGGCAACAAGAGCCCUGAAGAAGGUCCUGGGGAUGACCAGGACGUUGAGGGGUCCUGCGGUGACCAAACAAGCUCCCAACGGGAGCCAUGGUCGCUGGGCUCUGACACAGUCCAGCAGCAGGCUGCCCUGUCUCAGGAGUGGUCAGUUUCCAAAAUUUUAACCAAAGGAACAAAAGGAUUAAUUGUGAAUUAUUUAACCUAUUGGAACUAUUUGUUGUAUUGUCUGGAAAACGAAAAGGGAGUCUACUCCGGAAAUGGUUGCUGCCUUGCAUGGGAAUAAGCUGUUGGACAAAAUAAAGGGCUGGCUUUUGACAACGAGGACUGCUGCUGUUUCCAGACCUUCCAAUCCAGGCAGGUCUGGUGAAACGGUGAUGGCUUCACCCAAAACCUUUUGGAGAGUUCUCUGCAUGCUUAGAGUUGGCUGGUGUCUUCUUCCUCAGACUGGCUACCUGCACCCAGAUGAGUUUUUCCAGUCUCCAGAGGUCAUGGCAGGCAGCAUAUUGGACUUAAAGGUUUACCACCCCUGGGAAUUCCUCCCCAAGUCUCCUUGCAGGACUGUAGUGUUUCCCCUGAUCACAUCUGGAGCUGCUUUCUGGGCCAUCAAAGCCCUUCAGCACCUGGGCCUCUCGACCAGCUGCAUCACCAGCUACACCCUCCUCGUCUCACCCCGCCUCCUCCUCACCAUCUUUUCAUUCAUCCUUGACUACAGUGUUUACCAGCUGGCUCCUCUGUGGGGAGCGGAUCCGUGGAACUCACUGGCUCUGCUUGCUGGCUCCUACGUCACACUUGUGUUUUACACGAGGACUUUUGCUAACACUGUGGAAGGACUUCUCUUUGCCUUGCUGCUUCUACUAGUGUCUUCAAAAGCAGCCAGCGAAACCUCGGCCUCAGCCUGUCGGUGGCAGAAUCCUCUAAAUCACAAACUUAUCGGGAUGAUCAUAGUUGCUGGAUUUUUUAACAGGCCAACGUUUCUGGCAUUUGCUUUGGUGCCGCUGUUGCAUUGGGUAUGUGCAGGUGCUACAUGCCAGCAAAGCGUUAGAAGAACAAUACAGCAUGUUCUCUGUCUUGCCCCAAGUGCCGCCUUUACUGCUGUUUUCUUCAUAGCUGCUGACACCUGGUAUUUCACUUCUCCCCUGUCAGGACUUAGCCUGCACAGCUUUUAUGAGGCCAGCCCACUGAGCAUCCUUGCCAGGCUGCGCCAGAGUGUCGUUGUGACUCCCUUGAACUUCCUCACCUAUAACCUCAACCCUGAUAACCUGGCACAACACGGGACUCACCCGCAUCUUACACAUUUUGCCGUUAACGGGGUCCUGCUUUUUGGGAUCCUUCAUGUAGAAGCUGUUAGCAAUGGCAUCAAACUCCUGAAAGUGCACAUCAGCCAAUUUAUGUGGUUGAAGGCCUUGAAGAGGAGCUCACAUUCAGCCAUCACAUGCCCAGAAGGCAGGCUGGCACUGCUGGCUUUCUAUUUUAUCCCUCUGGCACUUCUUUCUUUAUUCAGCCAUCAAGAACCUCGCUUCCUCAUCCCUCUCAUCUUGCCUCUGGUCCUUUUGGCCACGCAGCAUAGACAGGCCCAGCAGUGGAAAUCCAUCAACCUUGUGUUCAAUCUCUGUGGUGCCCUUUUCUUUGGCUGCUUCCACCAGGGAGGCAUAGUCCCUUGCCUCUUCCACUUGGAGCAGCUCACCCAUUCCCCAGAGUCCCUGAGCCAUCGCACACACUACACACUACUCUUUGCUCGGACCUACAUGCCUCCCAGGUUUCUGCUUAAUGUUAACAAGAGCAACACGCUGGUGGAGCUGGUCGACAUGGCUGGGGCCGAGAAAAGCUUCCUUUGCCAGAUUCUGGGAUCCAUAGUGAAUGGUCCUGCCUGUCUCAAUAGAGAGCUGGGCAAGGAAAUGACUUGCCAGGUGCUGGUUAUCAUCCCAGGCACCGUCAGAACCAUAAUAGAGCAAUGUCCGUUACUGGUCAAGAAGGAGACAGUAAUAUUUCCACAUCUGACGAUGGAAGACCCACCACAAAUGUCCUUUCUCCUUAGUGAAAAGUGGAGAAGCCAGUUAGGACUACAUAUCCUGUAUCUGGAGAGAAAUCAAAAGAGCAUCUAGCAUCAAGGUGAGCUAAGCAAAGAAGCUAAAGAACAUUUGGCGCACAAACAUGCAGUCCACAACAACCCUCGUUAUUCUCAGCCCUAUAUAGACCAGGUGCAUUUUGUAGCUCCCAUUUGCUGGUAGAAAUCUCCCAAUACACCUCACCCACCAAACACUGUGUCACAGUCCUGUGUCACCCCAAGCAACCCAUUUCCUUUCUUCAACUUCCAAGUUGAAGGGCACUUGUGGCAACUGCCUUUGAAAGGUGCUCUUUGCGUUUGGAAGCCAGAAAGAGGCCCUUGCAAAAAGUUUGCUUUAUGCACCGCAGUUGCCACUGCCAAACUCCUCCUUUGUUAGUAAGGGACCAAAGGGCACAUGAUUGCAUCAGUAUUGAUGGCAUGGAACAUUAUCUGCUAGAAAAUGAAAGUGUCCAAAAUCAAGAUAUGUCGUAAGACUGUACUGAGGUGGGGAGCUGCUAUUUAGCACCCUCAGAUCCUGCAGAUGAAAUGCCUUGGGUCAGUCUCUGCCACAGCAACCCUCGUGGCUUCCUUCUGGAGCAACACAGCCACUCCCCCUGCAACAAUGUGCAAACACUUCUGGCAUCCUUUCUAACCCAGAUGGCAAUGUGAAUUCUCCACUAGAAGACACAGAAAUUGGCUGCCUCGGCUGGCAGAAGCCACAAGAGCAGCAAAUCCAGCCUCCAAGGAAUGCAUUGCCCACUGCUGCUGCUGCUGUGCUGGCAGUGACAGCUGCAGAGUGCUUUAGAUCUGCCCCCCUCCCCAGCAGCCUCUUGGGGAACAGAAAGCGCUUCUGGUCUCCUUCCACCCUUAUCCCUGACGUAAAACUCUGCCACCGUCUUCUUCCCAGGUGUGGGGGAAUUUUAUGGUUUGCCUCAGGUGACAAAAUGUAUUGCAGAUGAAGGUGAUGGACUAUAUGGAACUGGCGGAGAUGACUGGCAGAAUCCGAGACCAGGGAG
Messenger RNA from Podarcis muralis (Common wall lizard), 3412 nucleotides. NCBI's taxonomy places the organism in Eukaryota, Metazoa, Chordata, Lepidosauria, Squamata, Lacertidae. The record is from RefSeq and is a predicted model, not a curated record.